Molecule: messenger RNA, 1167 nt
Organism: Cuscuta epithymum
Lineage: Eukaryota; Viridiplantae; Streptophyta; Magnoliopsida; Solanales; Convolvulaceae
Source: the annotation of a GenBank genome assembly
UAAUUGCUGAACAAAAAAAGAACAUAUCAGAUAAUGAAAACAUUAUCUUAUCAGUGCACGUGUAUUUAGAGAUAAUAUCAAUCUGUUACUUUAGUUAUGUAUAGUUAUGUAUUCUUAUCUAUUAGAUAGAAUAGUUACUCUGGACUCUUCCGCUAAGGAGAAUAGCAGGUAAUACAUACGAAGCUCUCAUGUAUAAAUAGAUGUGCUAGUAUCUGUAAUUCAUUAUCAUAAAAAUACUUCUGCAAUAUUAAAGUCCAUAUACACAUCCAAUAGCUUCGACAUGGUAUCAGACGACCAGGCUGCGACAUCUUCCCCUGGCAACGACACUAUCAGUAGUGUUCUUCCGUCAUCUCAGGUGAGUCUCUCCAAUGCUCACCAUUUCGUCUCCCUCAAGCUCACUUCCAGAAAUUACUUAUUCUGGAAAACUCAGCUUGUACCCUUGCUCCGAGGAAACCAACUUCUCGGCUAUGUUGAUGGAACCAUGCCUUGUCCGCCCAAAUCAGAUCCUACAUAUUCUACUUGGGUCACUCAGGAUCAGUCUAUUCUCAGUAUGUUGAUAUCCUCUCUGUCAGAGGAAAUUAUGCCGCUUGCAAUUGGGCACUCCACUGCUCGUGAUGUCUGGGUCGCUAUCGAACGAGCCCUAGCCUCUCAAACGCGUGCUCGUUCUCUCAGUCUCCUUACUCAGUUUCAAUCCCUCCGUCAAGGUGAUAUGUCUCACACAGAAUAUCUUGGGAAAGCUAAAGUUCUUGUUGAAAAUCUUGCUCAGUCCGGCCGUCCAGUUUCUCUUGAUGAGCAGAAUCUUUAUGUCUUUCGUGGUCUCCGAUCUGAUUAUCGAUCGAUGGUCUCUACCCUUGCUACUCAACCUGAACCGGCUACACUUGAUGAAAUUGCACAUUUCAUCACCACUCAUCAAUUUAUCUAUGAAGAUGAGCCGUCCAUCCCAGUUUCAGAUCUUGUUCCCUCGCCUCCAACUGCACAUCUGAGUCACACUUCCCACCAGAUGCAUGGCUCGUCUUCUCAAUCUUCUGCUCUGACUUCUUCUGGGAGGCAAGGGGGCUAUCGAGGUAGAGGAUCUGGAUCGCACAGAGGUCGUUCUCCUGCACGUGGUCGUGGUGUACCUCAUUCUAAUCCUCAUUCCACUUGCCUUGUUUGUCAAAUUUGUGGCCG